AUGAAACAAGAGACAGUCUACAUCGAGAACAAACCCUACUGGCCUCACUUGCGCAGUUCGGGCGAACGUCUCGGUGCGCUCGACAAUUCUCGCCUGGCAGAACUCGGAUAUAAGAGCGAGUUCAGGAGACAGUUCUCGCUUCUUGACACUGUGUCUUUCUCUUUCUCGAUUAUGGCGGUUAUCAGUGGAAUUUCUUCGACAUUAUCCCUGACACUGGCUUCAGGCGGCCAUGUCGGACUCGUUUGGGGAUGGAUCAUACCGAUUCCUUUCGUCUUGUGCGUCGCAGCAGUCAUGGCAGAGAUGGCGUCCUCCAUGCCAACGAAUGCGGGUCCCUAUUAUUACGCGGCCAAACUCGCUCCAAAGCACUAUGCACCUCUUGCAGCCUGGAUCACGGGCGGUGCCAACAUCACUGGGCACGUAACACUGCUGACCUACAUCGACUUUGCGCUCGCGCAAAUGAUCACGACCGCGAUCGCCGUGGGGACAGACGAGAAGGUGGUCCUAGGGCCCGGGCCAACGUACGGAAUAUUCCUGGCUAUGUUAUUCCUACACGGAGUGAUCUGCUCGGCGCCCACGAGGACACUGGCAAGGCUGAGUCUCUUUGGCGCGAUCGUCACAUUCGGAGCGACCGUAGCGGCAAUCAUCCUUCUGCCCGUCUGCGCAGGCGAGAGUAGGGUAUCAACAAAGGUCGCUUUUACUUCUUACGAAAACUUCACCGGGUGGUCGAACUCCGGCUGGGCUUUCCUUCUGGCUUUCACGGGACCUAUGUGGCAACUGACAGGAUAUGAUUCUGCCGCACACAUGUCAGAAGAAACAUUAGGGGCAGCGAAGGCCGCUCCGAUGGCCAUGCUCCUGUCAGUGGCGUCUGUGGGAUGCCUCGGAUGGGUAUUCAGCAUCGCGACAUCAUUCGCGAUAGCAUCCGUGCCGGACUUGCUCUCGAGUCCGCUCCCGCUUCCGAUGGGCCAGCUUUACCUUGACCUUCUAGGCAAGAAGGGCAUGCUUGCGAUAUGGUGCAUCACCAUCACAGUACAGUUCAUGCGCGGUGCCGCACAAGGAGUCAACGCGUCGCGCGUCGUCUUCGCGUUCGCGCGCGACAACGCCUUGCCCGGCUCGCGCUGGUGGAAGCAAAUGAACCAUCAUACCCAGACGCCAGUGUGUGCCGUGUGGCUCGUCGUAUUCGUGGCCGGAAUCUGUGGCUUUCUCGGAUUCUCCUCGAUAGCCAUGACCUCCGCUGCUUGUGCUACGGUGAUCGGCCUGUAUACGUCAUAUGCCAUUCCCAUCCUGCUCCGCAUCACUUCCGGACGCAACAAGCUCGUCCCGGGUCCUUUCUCGCUCGGUCGGUGGUCGACGCCCAUCGGGUCGAUCGCCGUGGCCUGGUCCGCCUUUAUCGUCGUCCUCCUGUGUUUCCCAAGAACGCAAAGCCCGGUCGCGACAAACAUGAACUAUGCUGUCGUGCUCACCGUGGGCAUCUCCGCGUUUGCCUACUGCUCUUGGGUGCUGUCAGCGCGGCAUUGGUUCACUGGGCCCCUGCGGAAUAUCGGCGAGGGUGGUGCUGUGGCCGCAUUGAAGGGAUAUGACGAAGAGGUGAGAGACCAAACUAUCUGUGAGAUGUUCUCAUGA
Molecule: messenger RNA, 1620 nt
Organism: Fomitopsis serialis
Lineage: Eukaryota; Fungi; Basidiomycota; Agaricomycetes; Polyporales; Fomitopsidaceae
Product: amino acid transporter
Exons: 11
Coding region: 1-1620 (539 amino acids)
Biological process (GO): transmembrane transport
Cellular component (GO): membrane
Molecular function (GO): transmembrane transporter activity
Source: RefSeq, a predicted model, not a curated record